AUGCGUCUGGCCUUGGCGCUUCUGCUGCUCCUGGGCCUGAGCGCCCCCGGAGGCCGGGGCUGCCUGCAGUGCGACCCCUCGGUGAAGGAGGCCCUGACUAAGCUGCGCUCAGCCCUCAUCCCCGGUCGCUUCCACCGGGAGCAGCUGCAGGCCCGCGCCCGGGCCCUGCUGCUGGGCAUGGAGGGGCCCUUCUUCCCGGACUACGCGCUGAACGCGUUUGUGGGGAAAGUGGAGACGGAUCGGCUGGAAGCGGUGGCGUCCUUUACCAAGAACCAAACGCAGCGCCUAGUGGUCGAUUCUCUGAAAGAUGAGCCUCUGCUGGAAGAGCUGGUGACUCUUAGGGCAAACGUGGUCAAGGAACUCAAGAAAGUUUUAAGAUCAUAUGAAUUAAAAGCCUGCGAUCCCACACUUUGCCGCCAACUGAAAGAAGAGAUCUUGGACUGUUCACAUUGCCAGAAGACUAGACCCAAAUGUAUCCCAAAAAAGUACUGCUUUGUUGACAGGCAGCCCCGCGUGGCCCUGAAGUACCGCACGGAGUACCCAUGGAACCUGGCUCUGAUGGGCAUCCUUAUUUCCGUGUUUCUGGCUGUCUUUGUCUUUGUGGUCAUCGUGGUCUCGGCUUGUACGUACAGGCAAAACCGAAAACUUCUGCUGCAAUAG
This is a messenger RNA of Propithecus coquereli (Coquerel's sifaka), 660 nucleotides long. It is a transcript of the gene IZUMO2, whose product is annotated as IZUMO family member 2. Bases 1 to 660 code for a protein of 219 amino acids. The record is from RefSeq and is a predicted model, not a curated record. The transcript is spliced from 7 exons. NCBI's taxonomy places the organism in Eukaryota, Metazoa, Chordata, Mammalia, Primates, Indriidae.